Lolium perenne is the source of this 456-nucleotide messenger RNA. The record is from RefSeq and is a predicted model, not a curated record. Lineage: Eukaryota; Viridiplantae; Streptophyta; Magnoliopsida; Poales; Poaceae.
AUGCUCCGAAGUACUUCUAUAGCAUGUCCACUAAAUCCUCAGUUCGCCCACCUCAUCAGUUUGCAAGCAGUCAUCACCACCUCCCCUCACGACAGCAGCAACACUCCACCGCCCAGGCCAGCGACCGAUCCCAUGGAGCAACUUCAGGCGGACAAGAUGCAGCAAGCCGGCGGCAAAGCCAGCGCCGUGCCGGAGCGGCGCGACGAGCACCAGGAGCCUUCUUCCCUGAACCCAACGGCUGCGCGGCUGGUCCGGGAGUCCAUCGUCUCCAAGCAGCCAGCGGAGGGCGAUCAGAAGCAGGCGGCGGAUGACUCGUCGGACAUCCUCGCCUUCGCGCGCUCCGUCAACCGGGUGGACUCCAGCCUCGAGUGACCUUUUUUUUAGUAGCUCUUUGUUUAGUUCGUGCUUACCGAAGCUCGCUUGCUAGUGUGCCGUAAUAAAAUGCUUUACAGUUCC